AUGGUUGAUGAGAUCGUAUGCCUCCUGGUCUCCUGGUGGGGAGUGAGGGAGGAAGAGGAGGACUCAGGCCUCCUGGUCUUCUGGUGGGGAGUGAGGGAGGAAGAGGAGGACUCAGGCCUCCUGGUCUUCUGGUGGGGAGUGAGGGAGGAAGAGGAGGACUCAGGCCUCCUGGUCUCCUUCGUGGGGAUCUCUCAUGUGGUGAGCAAUUUCUCUCAGUGUGAGGAAUUCUUUCUGAAUAAGAAGACUCCUAAUAUUCCAACUAUAUUGAAGGAUGGGAAGGUCCAGAACCAGACCCGCUACAAGCCGAUCUGCCAGAAGUACCAAAACACCUACAGGUUUGCGACUCUCUACGACACGACCAACAGGAUCCCUGUGUUCUCAGCCUACAAGUUCACUGGUGCUGUGAAAGGGAGACCAAGUCAAGCCUGGAUGAUUGAGCCCCAGGUCAAAAGCAUCAAUUUAACAAACCAGGCUGUGGACGCAGACUACGAAAAAAACAAUUUAAGUAUGGACAGAGGUCACCUUCUUCCAUGUCAAUAUGCUGCUGAUAUAGAUGCCAAGAAGUCCACGUUCACCCUGACCAACGCUGUUCCCCAGGCAAGUUCCUUCAACAGAGUCAGCUGGAGGAAGAUGGAAUGCAGUGUCAAGAAAAUCCUUGAGAGCAACUGUAUAGAUGCCAACGGAAAACUAAAAGCCAACCUGGUGACCGGAGCGGUUCCUGGGAAUAACUAUCUGAACAAAGUGAACAUUCCGUCUUCCAUGUGGACCGCCUUCUGCUGUUACAACCGCAAUACAAAGAAGUGGAUCGCCCAAGGAUACUGGGGUAAAAAUGAAAAGAGUGUCAAACCUCCACUGAUAACCUUAAAAGAUCUUGAGGAAGAAUUGGCAAAGGCUUACAGUACAAAUCCAAACCCUGUCAAAGUGUUUCCAGACGAGUGUCCCAGAAAUGUAAAAGACAUUAAGAGGAAGAGACGACUAGUGAAGGAGGUGGAAGGAGACAAAGACAGAAAAAGGCAAAGAGAAGAAAUGGAUGAUUGUGGUAUUUUGGUUCAAGGGACUGUCCCAAAACCGAAUCAGAAACGCUACAAGCCGAUCUGCCAGUUAUUCAACAACGCCUACAGGUUUGCGACUCUCUACGACACGACCAACAGGAUCCCUGUGUUCUCAGCCUACAAGUUCACUGGUGACGGUGGAAAGAGACCAGUUCCAGCACCAUGGAUGAUAGAGCCCCAGGCUAGAAACCAGGACUACAAAAACUCUAAUAUUGUAAAUAGAGGUCACCUGUUCCCUUGUAUGCACGCUGAUGAUGAUGAGGCCAAGGAGUCCACCUUCACCCUGACCAACAUCGUACCCCAGGUGGAGACCUUCAAUGUUGGCAGUUGGGAGGAAAUGGAGGAAAACGUCAAAAAGAAAAUGGAACAAUCUUGUAAGGAUAAUAAUAUCAAAAUAGAGGCCUAUGUGGUGACUGGAGCGGUGCCCAGUGACAACCCAGUGAAUAAACUGAACGAUCGGGUGGGAACAUGGAAGCCGGCUCAGCUGCGCAGAGAGAUCUAUGCUGCCUGGGUCAUCCUGAUUCUUCUGUCUCUUCUGAGCAUGUGCAGAAUGAUCUACUGGGGUUGCCUGAAGAUCAGUCAGCCUCUACCACAUGUCACAUGA
This is a messenger RNA of Esox lucius (northern pike), 1656 nucleotides long. RefSeq lists its product as uncharacterized. Gene Ontology annotation, molecular function: phosphatidylinositol-4,5-bisphosphate 4-phosphatase activity; metal ion binding; nucleic acid binding. The record is from RefSeq and is a predicted model, not a curated record. Gene Ontology annotation, biological process: phosphatidylinositol dephosphorylation. NCBI's taxonomy places the organism in Eukaryota, Metazoa, Chordata, Actinopteri, Esociformes, Esocidae. The transcript has 7 exons. Bases 1 to 1656 code for a protein of 551 amino acids.